ACAGGAAGCAAGCGCAUAGUGCAUCCUGUGAUUGCGUUAUCAUAACUCCUGUCAGUCAAAAUCACGCGACGCCCAGUUACCGAUUCCCGAUAAAUAAAAAAAAUGCUACAACUGGUUAUAAAUUCUCAUGAAACCACAAAGCAUUUCAUUUAUUAUAAACUAAGAAAGGUCGCGUAGGUUCGCAGUCGCAUCAACUCUUGCAAACCUUGAAACACAUCCAGAUAAUGCGUAUGAGUUUCCACCGUUUCGCAUCACCUAGCAAUGAACCGCCCCUACAUCCGCAUCAUCGAGCAACCGCAAAAAUCGCUCCGGUUCCGGUACCAGUGCGAGAAGCGCACCGGAAACAUCCCCGGAGCUUCCAGCACUUCAACCCUUAAAACAGUGUGCGCCAUCCAAAUCGUGGGGUACCAGGGCCGGGCCGCUGUGGUUGUCUCCUGUGUGACUAAAGACGAGCCCCACAAGCCACACCCCCAUAAACUCGUGGGAGAGCACUGCAAAAAGGGAGUUUACACCUUCGAAGCGGAAAUCACCCCGAACAACCCUGAUAUCGUCUUCCGGAAGUUGGGGGUGCAGUGCGUGAAAAGGAACGAACUCAAGGAGAGUCUCAAUGUGCGAGAAGAAAAAAAUAUUGAUCCGUUUAAAACCGGGUUUUCGCACAAAGACCAUUUGAAUUGCAUCGACUUGAAUGUGGUCCGGUUGUGUUUCCAAGUGUUUCUAAUCGACGAAAAUGGCCGGUUUACCUCCGGGUUAGCUCCGGUUGUGAGUGAGCCGAUUUACAACCGGAAGACUUUCCCGGAUCCGGAUAUCUUCCGGUUGUCUCAUUGCAACGCCAGUGUGGACGGCGGAAAAAACGAUAUUAUCCUGUUAUGUCCCAAGGUCGAUAAAGACGACAUCCGAAUACGAAUUUACGAAACGGCAAAUGGUCAGACUUUAUGGCAGUACUUUAUAAACGGCGACCAAACGCAAAUCUACAGCAGCACAGCCAUUUGUUUCAAACCCCCGCCGUACAAAAACUUAAAUAUUGUCGAGCCCGUCCCUGUCUUCAUUCAACUAGUUCGGCCCUCUGACGAGGUCGUCAGUAAAUCAGUCCAGUUUGAAUAUUUACCCCUAGAUGCAGAGCCGGGGUUUUUGAAAGAAAAACGGAAAAAAUGCCAGGAUAUGUUACCACUUUUUGCACAACUUUUGGACAAUCCUGGCCCAAGUCACGCAAUGUCUCUAGAAAACUUACCGAAUUUUCCAAGUGGAGACAUUAAUAUUGAAAGUGCGAGCGGUGUAAGCAAACUACUGAAUAUCGAUUGCCACCAAAUCGAACUCGAACCGAUUAAUAUCAGUUCAGGUGACUUGGAAAUGUUCGAUGUAAAUAGAUUGUCGGGCAGUUUGCAAGAGAAUUUGUCACUGAGUGAUGUACUAGUUUAAGGAAAUAAAUUUCUACAAAAA
Tribolium castaneum (red flour beetle) is the source of this 1437-nucleotide messenger RNA. RefSeq names its product dorsal 2. Gene Ontology annotation, molecular function: RNA polymerase II cis-regulatory region sequence-specific DNA binding; DNA-binding transcription factor activity, RNA polymerase II-specific. Gene Ontology annotation, biological process: cellular response to stress; inflammatory response; response to cytokine. Bases 262 to 1416 code for a protein of 384 amino acids. The record is from RefSeq and is a predicted model, not a curated record. The transcript is spliced from 5 exons. Lineage: Eukaryota; Metazoa; Arthropoda; Insecta; Coleoptera; Tenebrionidae. Gene Ontology annotation, cellular component: cytoplasm.